AUGCAGAAGUGGAGGGAGUACCAGCGCCAAUGCCUGAAAUACUUGUAUGAGGCACCCCCCAUUGCAGCAGGCAAGUUCUGCAACAGAACAUUUGACAACUAUGCUUGCUGGCCUGAUGGAUUACCUGGCACUUAUGUGAAUGUCAGCUGCCCCUCAUAUUUACCCUGGGCUAACACAGUGCUGCACGGGCAGGUGUACCGGUUUUGCACCCCUGAGGGGACGUGGCUGCUGAAGGAGAACUCGACCCUGCCCUGGAGGAACCUGUCAGAAUGCGAGGCCUCAGACCAGGUAAGAGAUGCACCAGAAGAACAGCUCCUGAAUUUGUCCAUCAUAUACACCAUUGGAUAUGCUCUUUCCUUCUCUGCCCUUGUAAUUGCAACUGCCAUUCUUCUUGGAUUCAGACAUCUGCAUUGCACAAGGAAUUACAUUCACCUGAACCUCUUCACCUCCUUUAUCCUCCGUGCUAUAUCCGUCUUCAUUAAAGACUCAGUGGUGAAGUGGAUGUACAGCACAGCCACACAAGAGCACCAGUGGGAAGGACUUAUCUCCUUCCAGGAAUCCCUCAUCUGCCGCUUGGUCUUUGUGAUGAUGCAGUAUUGUGUGGCUGCAAACUACUACUGGUUGCUGGUGGAAGGCAUGUACCUGUACACGCUGCUGGUACUUUCAGUGUUUUCUGAGCAAAGAAUUUUUCGUCUUUAUCUCUGCAUUGGCUGGGGUGUGCCAAUGCUGUUUGUUGUCCUCUGGGGAACUGUCAAGUACCUUUACGAAGAUGAGGGCUGCUGGAGCAGAAACUAUAACAUGAAUUACUGGUUGAUCAUCAGACUGCCCAUUCUAAUUGCUAUCGGGGUAAAUUUCCUGAUCUUUAUCAGAGUUAUAUGCAUCAUCAUCUCCAAACUACAAGCUAAUUUGAUGUGCAAAACUGACAUAAAAUGCAGGCUGGCCAAGUCUACGCUGACGCUGAUCCCACUGCUGGGGACUCACGAGGUCAUCUUUGCCUUUAUUACUGAUGAGCAUGCCAGAGGGAUGCUGCGCUUCGUGAAGCUUUUUACUGAACUCUCCUUUGCUUCUUUCCAGGGGCUGAUGGUUGCAAUUCUCUACUGUUUCAUCAAUAAUGAGGUUCAGAUGGAGUUUCGGAAAAGCUGGGAGCGGUGGAGAUUGGAACAUUUGUAUGUCCAGAGAGACAGCAGUAUGAAACCUCUGAAGUGUCCAGCCAACAGCAUCAGUAGCGGAGGCACAGUAGGCAGUAGUGUCUAUGCUGCCACUUGCCAGGCCACAUUCAGCUAA
This is a messenger RNA of Cygnus atratus (black swan), 1284 nucleotides long. RefSeq names its product glucagon like peptide 1 receptor (gene GLP1R). Gene Ontology annotation, molecular function: peptide hormone binding; glucagon receptor activity. Lineage: Eukaryota; Metazoa; Chordata; Aves; Anseriformes; Anatidae. Gene Ontology annotation, biological process: cell surface receptor signaling pathway; adenylate cyclase-activating G protein-coupled receptor signaling pathway. Bases 1 to 1284 code for a protein of 427 amino acids. The transcript is spliced from 12 exons. The record is from RefSeq and is a predicted model, not a curated record. Gene Ontology annotation, cellular component: plasma membrane.